This is a messenger RNA of Pomacea canaliculata, 2337 nucleotides long. RefSeq names its product replication factor C subunit 4-like. NCBI's taxonomy places the organism in Eukaryota, Metazoa, Mollusca, Gastropoda, Architaenioglossa, Ampullariidae. The coding region runs from base 198 to 1298 and encodes 366 amino acids. Gene Ontology annotation, cellular component: DNA replication factor C complex; nucleus. Gene Ontology annotation, biological process: DNA repair; DNA-templated DNA replication. The transcript has 11 exons. Gene Ontology annotation, molecular function: ATP binding; ATP hydrolysis activity; DNA clamp loader activity. The record is from RefSeq and is a predicted model, not a curated record.
UUGUUGAUUUCGGGCAACCAGGAAAACUAGAAACAGUAUAGAAAGUUUAGCAAAUUUUGUCGCAGAUUGUACUUCCACUUCAGGUACUAUAAUUAUAAGUUUACUGCUCUUAGCAUCCAACCAAACGGAAGUCGUUUAGGACAGUGUACCUUACCUGUGCCAUUCGUGAGCAGACUCAUUCCAGACAAGGAUUGACAAUGGAAGCAUUUCUUAAAGGUUCUACUGCUUCAUCCCAGACGAAAAAGGCUAGUGCACCUUUAGCAAGCACGUCAAAAAAAGACAACAAGGAUGUCCAGCAAUCACCGAAGCACAUCCCUUGGGUGGAGAAAUACCGACCACGCACAGUGGAAGAUGUUGCACACCAAGAUGAAGUUGUUGCUGUCCUGCGAAAGAUACUUACUGGAUCAGAUCUGCCUAAUUUGUUAUUCUACGGUCCACCUGGCACAGGCAAAACAUCUACCAUUUUAGCAGCAGCACGCAGCCUUUUUGGCCAUGACUUGUACCGGAGCCGUGUUUUGGAGUUGAAUGCAUCGGAUGAACGUGGCAUUAAUGUAAUCCGUGAGAAAGUGAAAAGCUUUGCCCAGUUCACAGCCAGCAAUACACGCCCUGAUGGCAAACCAUGUCCACCAUACAAAAUUGUCAUUCUGGAUGAGGCUGAUUCAAUGACCUCCGCAGCUCAGGCUGCUCUUCGGAGAACGAUGGAGAAGGAGACAAAAACAACACGCUUUUGCCUCAUUUGUAAUUAUGUCAGCCGCAUCAUUGAACCUAUAACAUCACGGUGUGCAAAGUUCCGCUUUAAGCCACUUGCAGAAACAGUAAUGAGUGAACGUCUAAAGCACAUCUGCAAAGAGGAAAAAGUCCAGAUUGUAGAGUCGGCACUGGAGACACUGAUGCAUGUCUCAGAUGGAGAUAUGCGCAGGGCUGUUAUGUACUUGCAGAGUGCCAGCCGCCUCUGUGGUCAAGAUGAACCAGUGACUGAGAACAUCAUAAUGGAUAUCACUGGGGUAAUGCCUGAUGAGAUGCUGGACCUUGUCCUCAAGACUUGCCAUUCAGAUUCCUAUGAAAAGCUUGACCUAGUAGUGAAGCAAAUCAUUCGAGAAGGUUACGCAGCGUCACAGGUGCUGAGUCAGUUGCAUGAUAGAGUGGUUAACAUGGAGGACAUUACUGACAGGCAGAAGUCAGCCAUUUGUGAGAAGAUGGGGGAGGUUGACAAGUGUCUGACAGAUGGAGCGGAUGAAUAUCUUCAGAUGAUAGCACUAUUCUCUGUCAUCAUGCAGCAGUUGUGUCAUGGAGAGUAAACUGUUAUUGUCGGUAGGGAGUGUCAUUCUCAACAGGGCGGUGCCAGCUUUAAACCUGUUUUCAUGACAGUUUGCUGAUGCUCAUGGUGAAAUGUCAGUGAUGACAGAAUGUCUGCUGUACCUUGUAUGAUGUUGACCAGAGACAAAUUGAAUGAUAACAACUGGUUUUGUUUUGUUUUGUUUUGUUUUUUUGCACAUUUAACUCAUUAGACCCUUUAUUAUGUUGAAUAAAAUAUAAGAGAUGAUUUUGCGAAACAAAAAAAAAAAACCACCACAUUGCUUUAGAAAUCUACAAUUUAAAAAAAAAUUAUUUCUCAAAAGCAAUGGGAAAAAAAAACUGUGAAUUGUUUGGAUGUUGUGAAGAAAUGUCUUCCUCCCUAACGAGUUGCAAUUUCUGCUUACAAAUAAAUCCAAUCACUUACAACCCAUGGUGGAUAAACAGCGCUACUAUAAAGCUAACCUAGCAAGACCAGUUUCUUAUGUAUGAAUCACUGUUGCUACAUGUGCUGAAGUGUAAUGAGAAGUGGUACAUAAAUUGGUAAAUUUGCUCUCACCAGCCUUAGUUGCUGGCAUUGGAUAAAACCUCAGCAUCCUGCCUUGGUAAAUUGUACAUGAGAAAUCUUGUAUCACUGUUCUGGACUAUCAAGGGAGCGGAAUAUUAUUGCUCCUUUCUUGUAGAAUUUGAUCUGAACUUAUUAUCAGUGUUGAUAAAUUAUAUCCGCCUGAUCAAUCAGUUCUUGAUAAACUGUCACAAAAAUGUCAGGCUUGACAGUCAAUUUUGUCAAAUAGAUUCAAGAUUUAUUAUAAUUAAUUUAUAAACACUCAUUUGGCGUCCAUUGGGGUUCUGUACAGCAUGUUUGUGAAAGGUUCGUUGAAAGCGUUUUAUAAAAAAUCCUGUACUUAAGCAAAGUAAGUUUUCAUGUGUGAAGUAGCCAGCAAAUUGUCAGAAGCUUGAGCACUAUAUGCAAUGUUUGAAUAGAGUCCAUCACUUUGUGUUAAAUUCUUUAUCUGUGUUAUAAAACAACUUGGCAAAACCCUA